AUGAUAGUAGGAAACCAGGGCGAAAAACUCGAUUAUAUUGAACGAAAUUCCUCAUCGCCCGCAGCUGGUCACGAGCAGAAAAAAUUAGAUGAUUCUAAUCUAGUGGACUGGGAUGGCCCUGAUGAUCCUGAAAACCCCCGGAAUUGGCCAGCAUGGCGAAGAUGCUUGCUAGUUGGGGUUGUAACAUUUGUUGUCUUCUCAACAUCUUUGGCUUCUUCAGCGAUUGCCCCGGCAAUACCUGAGAUCAUGAAAGAGUUUGAUUCCACAAACGACGAAAUCGGAAUUCUUAUUGUUACCAUUGAGCUCCUGGGAACCGGCGUCGGCCCCAUCUUGAUGGGCCCCAUGUCCGAGAUUGUCGGCCGACGCAUCAUUUACAACGGCGCAAAUAUUGGCUUCAGUCUAUUUUCAGUUGGCUGUGCCUUGAACUCGUCUCUACCUGGAUUGGUGGUACUGCGUUUCCUGCAGGGGUGUGCGGCUUCCUGUUCUUUGAACAAUGCCGGUGGAACAAUCUCAGAUCUGGUUCCUGUCCAUCGAAGAGGCCUGGCAAUGUCCAUGUACUCGGUAGGAUUCUUACUUGGUCCAGCUAUUGGGCCCAUUGCCGGUAGUCUUUUGAAUGCUGCAGCUGGAUGGCGAUGGAUUUUUUGGUUUCUGCUUAUUGUUAAUGGCACGGCAGGAAUUAUCUGUGCUCUUGUCUACUCUGAGACUUACACCCCAGUUUUACUCCAAUGGAAAGCAAAAAGGCUUCGCAGACUCUCAGGAAAUCCAGCACUGCAUGCCAAGGGAGGAAGACAGCUGCCAGUGAGCCAAGUGCUCAAGCGCGCUCUAUGCCGUCCGAUCAAAAUGUUUCUCUUUUGCCCAGUCGUUACUGGUCUGGCAAUAUACAACGCUGUUGUAUACGGGUUUACCUACCUUCUCUUCUCUACCUUCUCGUUGGUCUUUCAAGGCCAAUAUGGUUUCAAUGAUAGAUCUAUAGGUCUGGUGUACUUGGGUCUCGCAAUCGGCUUUUUGCUUUCUUUGAGUAUUGCUAGCUUUGCCAACGACAAAACUCAUGCACGUCUCACAAGAGAACAUGGGGAGGCAAAGCCUGAAUACCGGUUGGAAUCUUUAGUAUAUGGUGCCAUAGCAAUUCCCGUCGGGUUUGUCCUAUACGGAUGGACCUGCCAAGAACACGUUCAUCCGGCUGUGCCUAUUGUAGGAACAGGCCUGAUUGGAUUCGGAGUCAUGUUCACGUUCAUUCCGUUCAAUGUGUACAUGAUCGAUGCGUACACAAAAUAUGCAGCAAGUGCCAUUGCUGCCGGAAAUAUAUUGAGAAGUCUCUCGGCUGCACUUCUGCCACUCCUUGGAGUUCCGUUGUAUAAUAGACUCGGGUAUGGCUGGGGAAACACUCUUCUGGCGUUCGUAUCACUUGGACUUGGCGGGAUGGUCAUGCUUUUUCGUAAGUACGGAGAAGAAUGGCGGAAGCGGUUCUCGAUCCCAUUUGACUGA
Molecule: messenger RNA, 1485 nt
Organism: Penicillium macrosclerotiorum
Lineage: Eukaryota; Fungi; Ascomycota; Eurotiomycetes; Eurotiales; Aspergillaceae
Product: MFS transporter
Exons: 6
Coding region: 1-1485 (494 amino acids)
Biological process (GO): transmembrane transport
Cellular component (GO): membrane
Molecular function (GO): transmembrane transporter activity
Source: RefSeq, a predicted model, not a curated record